AAAAUAUUGAUGACUUGCUCUGUCACGCAACUGGGUGGGGACGCACCGAAAAGGGUACAUUUUCAGAUGUUUUGUUGGAGAUUCUAAUAAAGAAGCAAAAGUGUGAUCUUCCUACACAUGAACUUGGAUUGGUUAAUGCUGACACAAUGUUUUGUGCCCACAAGCUAGGGAGAGAUUCGUGUCAUGGGGAUUCAGGUGCACCAUACAUGUGUAAACAACCUACUAAAAUAGAAAAUGGCAAACGGGUACCAGGAAAAUGGGUUCAGUAUGGAAUUGUGAGUUGGGGCCCCUCAAUAUGUGGAAAUUAUUCAGGUGUAUACACAAAGGUGGCACAUUAUACAGAUUGGAUACAGGACAAAAUAACAACAAAUGGAGGAUGGGGAGCAUUCAGUGGAUUCACAGAAUGUUCAGUGAAAUGUGGAGGAGGCUGGAAGUCCAGAGUUAGAGUGUGUAAUAACCCACCACCAAUUGGAAGAGGAACAUGUGAGGCACCAUUGGGUGAGAAGCGUGUCGAUAUUAAGACUAAUGCUAUAUUAGACAUACACUGGAUCAAAUGUAACAUACAUGACUGUUGACAGAAUUUUUGAAAAUGUUAGAAAAUUUUGUCAUUUUAAUAAAACUUGCAAAUACACAUAAAUUUGAAAAUUGCAAA
Owenia fusiformis is the source of this 652-nucleotide messenger RNA. NCBI's taxonomy places the organism in Eukaryota, Metazoa, Annelida, Polychaeta, Sabellida, Oweniidae. The record is from the annotation of a GenBank genome assembly.